AUGGAAACCGAGGCAAGUCACAUGCUGGAGGCAGCUCUGGAGCAGAUGGAUGACAUCAUUGCAGGUUCAAAAGCAGCAGCGUUGGACCUCACUAAUGGCGUGUGUGACCGCGGUUCUGCAAACAGUUCCAACCCACUGCAGGUCAUUCAAUUAGCUACGGACCUCAAACUUGCGUUGGAACUCCAGCCUAACCAGGAUGACAGAGAGCACCUCAGAGCACAAUUGCCCACAGAAACAGCAGAAGCCCUUAAAGACUGGCUCCAAAGUGGAGAUGUGAACUUGUGUCCUCCUGCCAACAAUGAAACAUACCAAGAGAGACUACUCCGCUUAGAGGGGGACAAGGAGUCUUUAGUGUUACAGGUGGGUGUACUGACUGACCAGGUGGAGGCCCAAGGGGAGAAGAUCCGGGACCUCGAAAGCUCCUUGGAGGAACACAGACGGAAACUUGCCUCCACUGAAGAAAUGCUGCAACAGGAGCUGGUGAGCAGGACGUCUCUUGAAACCCAGAAGUUAGAUCUGUUGGAUGAAGUCUCGUGCCUGAAACUCAAGUUGGUCAGCAUUGAGGAAACCCACAACACACACCGACAGGAGUCCAUGGACACAAAUCAGAAUAAGGCAGAGUGCGUGGUAAAUCUCAUCAGCGAGCUCCAGGAGCAGAUGUGCAGGUUUCAGGAGGAAAUCAGCACUCGCAUUCAGGAAAAGCAGGCACUUGAAGAUCACGGCAGCCAGGUCGGAGAGCCUCGUGCCGAACGAGUCCAGGGUCACGGCUCGUUGGUCAGGCUAGGUGGCACAAACAUGAGUUUGUUACAUUUGUGAAAUAAAAAUGUUUAUAUGUCCCCGCAGGAUUUAUUAGAAGAAGUUAAGCAGCUCAAGAAUAAAGUAGAGGAGCUCGAGGGAGAGAAGGGACAGUAUGAGAGGCAACUUCAAGUCACAAAGGCAGAAAUCUCAGAUCUGCAGCAGCUCCUUGCUUCUAAAGAUGCUGAGAUUGAAUGCCUUCAGACCCAACUUCUGGCCAGAGGCAGCACAGCCAAUGACAACGCAGAGAGAGAGGAGGUGUAUAUCAAACAGCUGAUAAACAAAUACCAGGAAUACCAGAGACUAAAAGUGGGUAUGGAGUCUCUUCUAGCUUCAAACGACGAAAAGACACGGCGCAUAGAGGAACUAACAACUCUGCUUGGCCAAUAUAGAAAGAUCAACGAGCUUAUGUCACUUACACAUGCCAGUAGUGAAGAGGAGUUGAGUGGCAGUUUAAAAGGACGAAGAGCUAUCACACACAAAGCCCACUGUGAUAUCUAUAGGUCAGAGAUUCCAUCAAGAGGAUCUUCCCCUUUAAUGUUAUCCUCAUCACCUUACCAGAGAGAACUGGAUUCAUGUUUUCAGAACUCUAUGGACGUAUCGCUUUCUGCUGGUGAUCCAAGCUUCUUUAAUGGAUCAUGGCAUCAGCGCAGGUUACAGUCUAGCAGUCUUGAGGAAUUGCAGAGCAGAUCUUUACAAAAGUGUGUAGAGAUCCUGCCAGAUGAAAGUGAAUCAGACAUAGGGGGAGAGAAUCCCCACAUGGAGCUGAACAAGUACCAGACGCUGCCAGGAAAGCUGAGUCGAAGGGGUGAGCUCAGAAGCAAGCUGAAUGGUGACAGAGAAGGAGAAGAGUAUUUGUCUCCUGUAAGGCUCUCACCUCUCCUUAGCCACGACCAGGACUACAGUCAAAUUCGCUUCAGGAGUGCCAGUGCUCCAGUUUUAGGAUCUCCUGGAAAGUAUGAUAUUUACUAUACCGAAUCUUCAGAGCAUCUAGAAGAGUGUAUAUUAUCAGACCAGUCUCCCCUAUCUUCUGGAAUGGACUCUGGUCAGCACUCUCCUAUGUCACCAGAAAACAGGAAAACUCAAAGAGGCCUAAAGAAACUCUGGGGGUUAAUUCGUCGUAGCCAGUCAGGGAGUCCAGUCCAAGUACAUGACCCUGAGCUUGGCGAUUUCAAGAGGGGGGGCACCAGAGCCACAGCUGGACCAAGACUUGUACGUUCAGGGAACAUUCGAGACCUGAAAUUGGCGUUUUCUAAGUGGAGCACAGAGCAGGUGUGUGAGUGGCUCGAGGACAUUGGACUUGGCCAGUACACCAUCUUAGCUCACCAGUGGGUCACCAGUGGUCAAACACUACUUACAGCCAGCCCACAGGACCUAGAAAAGGAAAUGGGAAUGAAAAAUCCAUUGCACAGAAAGAAACUGCAUUUAGCCAUCAAGACAUUUAAUAGCAAGCGGCACGAGAAGUCUGCAGAGCUCGAUUACCUCUGGGUCACUCGCUGGCUAGAUGACAUCGGACUUCCACAGUAUAAGGACCAAUUUAAUGAAGGAAGAGUGGACGGACAGAUGUUGCAGUACCUUACUGUGAAUGAUCUGUUAGUCCUAAAAGUGACCAGCCAGCUGCAUCAUCUCAGCAUCAAAUGUGCAAUUCACGUUCUACAUGUUAACAAGUUCAACCCCUACUGCCUCAAGCGCAGGCCCGGCACUGAGAACCACUUUGCUCCCAGUGAGGUCAUCCAGUGGUCCAACCACAGAGUCAUGGAGUGGUUAAGAUCUGUGGACCUGGCAGAGUACGCCCCUAACUUGAGGGGGAGUGGCGUUCACGGUGGACUAAUAAUGCUGGAGCCUCGGUUUAAUUCCGACUCACUGGCCAUGCUGCUGAACAUCCCUCCUCAGAAAACGCUACUGAGACGCCACUUAACCACCAAUUUCAGCAACCUGGUGGGAGCGCAGGCCCAGCAGGAGAAGCGAGAGUACACAGAGGCAGGGAGCCACACACCCCUCAGCAUCACUGCUAAAGUCAAGCCCAAAAAGUUGGGGUUCUCUAACUUAACUCAUCUGCGGCGGAGGCGUCCCGAUGAAUCCACAGACUACGUUUGCCCCGUGGAGUCGGCCGGGGCUCUGGAGGGACAUUCUACAGUAAACGGGGCCCAGAUACAUCACUACCACAACAACAACUUCAGAGGCCUCAGCCCAAUUCUGGACAGAGAAGCCCAUCACUCCUCGCAUGAGUUGGGGAUCACAAGGCGCACUAUGUUGGAAAUUGAAGCUCUCUCUGAAAGCAUCAACAACAUGACAUACCUGCUCGGCCGCGACGAGGCGCAGAAGGAGCUGAGGAAGUCCCAGACAGCGCUGGUUUAA
Molecule: messenger RNA, 3153 nt
Organism: Nerophis lumbriciformis (worm pipefish)
Lineage: Eukaryota; Metazoa; Chordata; Actinopteri; Syngnathiformes; Syngnathidae
Source: RefSeq, a predicted model, not a curated record